Messenger RNA from Aegilops tauschii subsp. strangulata, 543 nucleotides. Lineage: Eukaryota; Viridiplantae; Streptophyta; Magnoliopsida; Poales; Poaceae. The record is from RefSeq and is a predicted model, not a curated record.
AUGUCAACUAACAACACCGCCGAGUACGAGGGUUUGCUUGCCGGUCUCAGGAUCGCGGUAGACCUCGGGGUCAGAAAGCUCAUCGUCAGGGGCGAUUCACAGCUUGUCGUUAGGCAGAUCAACAAAGAUUACCAAAGUCCGUUGAUGGAGGCUUACGUGGAUGAAGUGAGGAAACUGGAGGAGCGCUUUGACGGUAUACAGGCAGAGCAUGUCCCUCGGGCGGAGAACGACAUCGUAGACUACCUGUUAGAGCUUGCUGCCCUCAAGCUACCUGUGGAACCAGGUACUUUUGUGUUUCAGUUAACUCAACCAUCAAUCGAACCAUCCACCGGGCAGAACAAACGAAGGAAGCUGGGCCCCGACAAGUACUUCCCCACCGAGCUCCCCGGAGCCGCUGGCAAAGAUGUUGCCGCGGGUGCCGAUCAUGCCGCAGGACAACCGACUCCGGCAAGGCCUCAGGCCAUGGCCGUAGAGGCAGCCGCUCCCACGGCAGAAGAGAUGCCUUUGGUCCUUGCCGUCGAGCCACAGGCUCCGGGCACGUGA